AUGUGGUUAGCGGAGGAGGACACGGGAGAAAGGAAUGCUUACGUUGGGCGUAGGACCCAUGUGGGCCGGCUCAUGCUCGUCGUCUGUGGACGAAGGCGAGCUGGGGGCCAGUUGAGCUGUGCGGAUGAGAGGUUCCAGUUACCACGCAUACUUUUAGCUCCUCCUGCUGCGUGUGCUCUCCAACAUCGACCUGGUCUCGAGUUUGCUCCGCCGACUCGCUGUAUUCUGGUCGAUGGGGUGAAAAUUCGCGGAGGUCGUCAUGUUGGAAUACUCAGAGGAAUCCCUCCCCCCUCUUUUCGAAGUUCAACCGAUGUCUUCGUAUUAUCCUACGACAUUCUCCUCCCCGUCGGUGAUUUAUACGCUCACCCACCAAGCAAGUCGCCUAAGAGGACAUCAAACCCGACAUACACCGUGGUCUCUCGCCGUCAUCGUGCGGUGUCGUCGACCCCUCCUCUACCUCAACCUCGCACCGUUCUUUCUCGAUAA
This is a messenger RNA of Cyclocybe aegerita, 486 nucleotides long. NCBI's taxonomy places the organism in Eukaryota, Fungi, Basidiomycota, Agaricomycetes, Agaricales, Hemipholiotaceae. The record is from the annotation of a GenBank genome assembly.